CACAGACAGACACACACACACACACACAGACAGACACACACAGACACACACAGACACACAGGGUGCAAACUGGAUCCGAGGAGCCGGAGAAGGGGAAGAGACAACGAGGAAACCUCAGAGAGCUCCGUGUGUUUGAGUCCAAUGGUCUAGACUCUAGUGGUCCAGUGGUCCUAUGGUCUAGUGGUCCAGUGGUCCAGUGGUCCUGUGGUCCAGUGGUCCUAUGGUCUAGUGGUCCAGUGGUCCUAUGGUCUAGUGGUCCUAUGGUCUAGUGGUCCAGUGGUCCUAUGGUCUCGUGGUCUCGUGGUCCAGCGGGUCCUCGUCACCUUGUGGUUUUUAAACGUCAUGAUUUUGUAAAGUGUUUUUAGAUCAUUUAUAUUCCACGGUGUCGUGUUUAUAAAGGUUAUCCAGAGGGAACCGAGACCCCCCCCCCCCCCCCCCCAUGUACAGAGACUUUUAUAUUGCUGGGGGAGGAAAACUGACAGCCGUUUGUGUACCCCCCCCCCCCUUCUUCAUAUGGUCUUCCUAGGUUCAUCUGGUCCUCAUAGGUCCAUAUGGUCUUCACAUGGUCUUCAUAUGGUCCUCAUAGGUCCAUAUGGUCUUCAUAGGUCCAUAUGGUCUUCACAUGGUCUUCAUAGGUCCAUAUAGUCUUCACAUGGUCUUCAUAGGUCCAUAUGGUCUUCAUAUGGUCUUCAUAGGUUCAUAUGGUCUUCAUAGGUUCAUAUGGUCUUCACAUGGUCUUCAUAGGUUCAUCUGGUCUUCACAUGGUCUUCAUAGGUCCAUAUGGUCUUCACAUGGUCUUCAUAGGUCCAUAUGGUCUUCACAUGGUCUUCAUAGGUCCAUAUGGUCUUCAUAUGGUCUUCAUAGGUUCAUAUGGUCUUCAUAGGUUCAUAUGGUCUUCACAUGGUCUUCAUAGGUCCAUAUGGUCUUCAUAGGUCAACAUGGUCUUCAUAGGUCCAUAUGGUCUUCACAUGGUCUUCAUAGGUUCAUAUGGUCUUCACAUGGUCUUCAUAGGUUAUAUGGUCUUCAUAGGUCCAUAUGGUCUUCAUAUGGUCGUCAUAGGUUCAUAUGGUCUUCACAUGGUCUUCAUAGGUCCAUAUGGUCUUCAUAUGGUCUUCAUAGGUUCAUAUGGUCCUCAUAGGUACAUAUGGUCAGGGGUGCACAUAACUGGUACGCAGGUACGCAUGGGCGAAAAUAAUCAACAAUGCGUAAUGCCACUUGUGUUACUUCGCGCCUUAGCCUACUUGACCGAUCUGAUAUUGAUCAUCUCUACACCCCCCCCCCCCCCCCCGUAGGUGGAUGUCACAAAAGCUGACGCUACAUAUGGAGUGAGUACCAAACACCAUCUCCCGGUACUCACCUGAGUAACUCACUGAAAAAGUUAUGUGCACCCCUGCAUAUGGUCUUCAUAUGGUCCUCAUCUGGUCUCCAUAGGUUCAUAUGGUCUUGAUGUGCUCUUCAUGUGGUCUUAUGGUCUUCAUGUGGUCUCCAUAUGGUCUCCAUAUGGUCUCGUGGUCUUCAUGUAGUCUCCAUAUGGUCUUCAUGUGGUCUCCAUAUGAUCUUGUGGUCUUCAUGUGGUCUCCAUAUGGUCUCAUGGUCUUCAUGUGGUCUCCAUAUGGUCUUAUGGUCUCCAUGUGGUCUCCAUAUGGUCUCUUGGUCUUCAUGUGGUCUCCAUAUGGUCUUCAUGUGGUCUCCAUAUGGUCUUGUGGUCUUCAUGUGGUGUCCAUAUGGUCUCAUGGUCUUCAUAUGGUCUUGUGGUCUCCAUAUGGUCUCCAUGUGGUCUCAUGUUCUUCAUGUGGUCUCCAUAUGGUCUUGUGGUCUUCAUGUGGUCUCCAAAUGGUCCUCAUGUGGUCUCCAUAUGGUCUUGUGGUCUUCAUGUGGUCUCCAUAUGGUCUCGUGGUCUUCAUGUGGUCUCGUGGUCUUCAUGUGGUCUCCAUAUGGUCCUCAUGUGGUCUCCAUAUGGUCUUGUGGUCUCCAUAUGGUCUCGUGGUCUUCAUGUGGUCUCCAUAUGGUCUUGUGGUCUUCAUGUGGUCUCCAUAUGGUCUCAUGGUCUUCAUGUGGUCUCCAUAUGGUCUUGUGGUCUUCAUGUGGUCUCCAUAUGGUCUCGUGGUCUUCAUGUGGUCUCCAUAUGGUCCUCAUGUGGUCUCCAUAUGGUCUUGUGGUCUCCAUAUGGUCUCGUGGUCUUCAUGUGGUCUCCAUAUGGUCUUGUGGUCUUCAUGUGGUCUCCAUAUGGUCUCAUGGUCUUCAUGUGGUCUCCAUAUGGUCUCGUGGUCUUCAUGUGGUCUCCAUAUGGUCUUCAUGUGGUCUCCAUAUGGUCUUCAUGUGGUCUCAUGGUCCUCGCUGUCUCUGGAUGCUGAUUUGUAUUUCCUGAAGAAGUUGCUUUGUGUACUUUGUGUACUUUGUGCAUAUUGAUUGUACUUGAUGCGCCUCGUUACUACUGUAUUAAAAAACUAACAACAA
This is a messenger RNA of Pseudoliparis swirei, 2457 nucleotides long. RefSeq lists its product as uncharacterized. Lineage: Eukaryota; Metazoa; Chordata; Actinopteri; Perciformes; Liparidae. The coding region runs from base 1438 to 2409 and encodes 323 amino acids. The transcript is spliced from 2 exons. The record is from RefSeq and is a predicted model, not a curated record.